Miscanthus lutarioriparius is the source of this 342-nucleotide messenger RNA. Lineage: Eukaryota; Viridiplantae; Streptophyta; Magnoliopsida; Poales; Poaceae. The record is from the annotation of a GenBank genome assembly.
AUGGCCACGGUGUGGGCGCUGACGACGCUGCUCACGGCCAUGUUCGCCUGGAGGGUGGCGCCGAUCAUGCAGCUGGCUGUCGGCGUCCUCGUCUUCCUCUGCCUCCGCGAGAUCGAUCAGGUCCGCGGCGGGGAAGGCGGCGCCAGGAUCAACAUGGGCGAGCAAUACUCCGCGCUGGCCACAGUGGGCCUCGCCGUGCUGACGUGCACCGCGGCGCUCGACACCUACGACGCCCGGCGCGACCCGGGCUUGGCGGCGUUCGUGGUCGUGUCCUCCGUCGUCCUUGUGGUCCUGAUGGGUCUUUUUGUCCGUGCAUUCGCCCAGGCUCGCGCCAGUGACUAG